AUGGACCGACCCGUUAAUCCACCCCACCUCUCCUCCGCCAGCACACCCACCCUAAACCACCUACCCUACAACACUUCCGCCUCCUCCAACCCGCCCUCAACAAUAGACCCCCGAAACGACUCCCUCCACCGCAGCCACACCGACGGCACAACCCGCACGCCCCUCUCUCCAUCCGAGCGUGCAGAAGGCGAGACAUGGAUGGACUUUCUGCGCCGCACCUCCACUUCCAGCUCUUCAGCCGCGCGAGCCCCCACCGACUCGCGCCCCGAACACCAACCACAUAUCUCGAGACAGCGACCGGAUAUACAUAUGAACAGCGUCAGGGACCUAAAUGAGGCACAUAAUGCGCUUAUCGCUGAGAGAAAGAGGAGGUUGACGGCGCCAGACAGCCCCGAGAGGAAUAGACGGCCCUCCGGAAUUGGGUCAGGGGCGAUCGCUGCCUCGGGCUCGCAAGUUGCUGGGCCGGGAGCUUCUAGCGAGGCGGCUGGAAGGGGCGUCCCGGGGAAUAGUGCGGGCAUGCCUAUUGACCUGACAGAGACGCCGGAUCGGAGCAGUAGAAGAGCGAGCAAUCCGAGGAGGCAGAGCAGGGAGGCUGGAAGAAGAGAGAGCGAUAUCGUACUUCCGCCCUGGCAGCCGGAUAGCGAGGUUAACAAGUGUCCGGUCUGUGGGAAUCCGUUUGGGUUUUUCUAUAGGAAACACCACUGGGAUGACAGCUCCGUAAGCCAAUCAUGGCUGGGCGGUGGUGAGGAAGUCCGAGUCUGCAAUCCUUGCGUCCCAGAUCCAAACUUCAGCCCUCCGCCUCAGCAGCAGCGCACGAUUGAGCCUUCUGCGGCCUUUCAACGCUUUCCGGCUUUUGCGCCUACUCCGUUGCAGGCUGCGCCUACAGCGCCGUUAUAUCAACAUCAGCCUCGACCUCGCCACGUAGUGUUCGAUGCAAACCGAUCAAUAGCGCCGCCGCUGCCGAAUUCAGUAGCACACCAGCUGCAAUCAAACUCAACUCGGCCACACCCUCUUGAACCGUUCCGGGACAGGCGUCACACCUUCCAGAACCGAACCACAGUACCACGGCCAUUACCACCAUACCGCCCCCCUCAGCUAUACCAGCACCAGCACCACCCCCAUCACCGUUCCACGUCGGCCAUGACGGGCUAUCGCUCCCUCCUUGACGAGCCUGAGCCGCUCCCCCGCCCCCCAUCGCCGCCGCGCGCACCUCCGCGCAGACAGCUCAGAGAAGAAGACGAGUGUCCAGUUUGCGGCAUGGAACUUCCACUCAAGACGGCUGACGGCAGCGCCGCAGCAGCAGAAGCGCACAUCGACGCGUGCAUCAGACAGCACGUAUCCGGUACCAGCGCGCCGCGGGAUUCAACGCAUCCACCGCCAGGUGGCCGGGGCCCCACGACAGCUGAAAACGCCGGCGAGCAAGCAUCGGCGUCGAGACCACGGCGUGACACGCGGAUCAAAAUCCGCAAGGAUAGAGCCACCGAAAAGGAUUGUUUGCGCGAAGACGGCGAGGCGCAGGAGUGUGUGAUUUGUUUCGAGGAGUUUGUCGUUGGCGAUGAGCUGGGCACGCUGCCCUGCUUUUGCAAGUUCCAUCAUGCCUGUAUUAUGUCCUGGUGGAGUACAAAGGGGCCUGGUAGCUGCCCUACUCACCAAUUGAGGCAUUGA
This is a messenger RNA of Coniosporium apollinis CBS 100218, 1665 nucleotides long. RefSeq lists its product as uncharacterized. The coding region runs from base 1 to 1665 and encodes 554 amino acids. The transcript is spliced from 3 exons. The record is from RefSeq and is a predicted model, not a curated record. Gene Ontology annotation, molecular function: metal ion binding. NCBI's taxonomy places the organism in Eukaryota, Fungi, Ascomycota, Dothideomycetes.